AUGGAACGGAUGACGCUGGCGCGCUAUUUCCCGCUGAGCUGGAAACGGCAGCAACCCUUAUGGGGCUCGGCCUCCACGGGCAAGUUCCAGGUGCGGCCUGCUGGUGUGAAGGAAGGCUCCCAUGUCCGUGCCAAUGAGUGCCCAUAUGCAGCUCUUCAUGGCAUGUCCCUCUCAGCGGGUGGCUUCGCUGAUCAGCGGAACUCGGAUCGGAAGGCCGGUGGUCUUGAGCAUUGGGUCGAACGCCUCAAUGAUAUCCUCGGGCCCCACACGAUGCUGGAGAUCGUGGACAUAAACGCGGAGGGCAGUGACCCGGAGAACAGCGGUCUGAUGCUGCGCUGCCGCUGCCCUGAGUUGGCGCCCGGCCUGGUGCGCUUCCUCACGCAGUUGCGUCUGCGGCUGCUGGAGUGUUUGGGAGGACCUGAGGCGAUCGACUUUCUGGUCUUGUGCAUGAGCGAUCAAGAAGGCUCCUUCGUGGUGAUUUUUGCGCCCACCCCGCAGCUGAUGCAGCUGCAGGAGGGUCAUGCCGAUUUAGUGCCCUGGGCAAAUCCGCUCACAGGCGAAUCCUCGGAGAUCGCAGGGAUCGAGGAAAGCCGGUUGGACUUUGGGAAAGGCGUGGGGCACUUCCUGGUGCUGAAAGAAGAGCUGCGAAAGCAACUCUUGGACAAAGGGGAGGACACACUGCGGCGAAUUUGGGCCUUCAAUCGAGUCCCUGGUUCACGAAAGGUCAUUGAAGACUUCAUUGUGCAGCAGAAUAUUUUGGAAACCUGA
Molecule: messenger RNA, 768 nt
Organism: Durusdinium trenchii
Lineage: Eukaryota; Dinophyceae; Suessiales; Symbiodiniaceae
Source: the annotation of a GenBank genome assembly